CCAGAUUUGUAUUCCAAUGCCUCAGUUUCAGCACUCUCGAUUUGCUAGCCUUGAGCUGCCUGCUACAUUGACAACUUUCUGUGAUAUUGCGGAGAGUGGCUACGCGAGCAAGCAUCAAAGCCUAUAGCCUGCUGCUACCCGGGGAGAGGCGAUGAUGGCGGCGGCCGUAGAGAGAGGAGGAGUGCGGGCCGCUUUCCUGAAUCCAGGCAGCGGCGGCGGGAUCGGUGGACCAUCCCCGGCACCUAUUGCUACUGCUCCUGGAGCCGCGGUUGGAGCAGGAGGCAUGGGUUCGAAUUCGGGUGGGUCAGAUGGUCCCAUACCCGUGCCUAUGAACCUUUUUGCAACGUGGGAAAUAGACCGUUCUUCUCCGAGUUGUGUUCCAAGAUUGUGCAGCCUGACCCUCAAGAAACUGAUUGUCCUCAAAGAACUGGACCGAGAGCUUAGCUCUGUGGUGAUAGCUGUCAAAAUACAGGGGUCCAAGCGCAUCUUGAGGUCCAACGAGUAUGUCCUUCCCCCAGACGGACUGAUGGAGACUGACCUUGAGCUAACCUUCUCACUCCAGUAUCCCCACUUCCUCAAAAGGGACGCCAACCGAUUGCAGAUCAUGCUGCAGAGGAGGAAGCGAUAUAAAAACCGUACCAUCCUGGGGUAUAAGACCUUAGCUGUGGGCGUCAUAAAUAUGGCAGAGGUGAUGCAACACCCGACAGAUGGAGCCCAGAUCCUGGGUCUCCAUAGCAACGUGAAGGAGGUGCCGGUGCGUGCGGCCGAGCUCAGUGUGUAUUCCCUGUCCAGUCAGCCCAUUGACCAUGAGGACGGCAGCGGGCAGACAGGGACCAAGGCCAAAGCCUUAGAUCGCUCCCCAGAUAUGGAUAACUACUCAGAGGAUGACGACGACAGCUACUCUUCGGAGCAGGAAGCUAGUGACGAUGCUGUUCAACCAGUGGACCUGUACGAUGAGGAUGAUGAUGGACAAAGGAAGCCAAAGAAAAACCGGAGGAAAAUGAUUCGAACAACAUCCAUGACAAGGCAACCCAAUUUCAAACAGAAGUUUGUGGCCCUGUUGAAGCGAUUCAAAGUGACGGAUGAGGUUCUGGACUCGGACCCAGUGGACCAGACCCAGGAGGUGGAGGAGGAUCUGGACCUGCUCUAUGAUAGUCUGGAGGUUUACAACCAGAGUGACAGCGGCCCUGAGAUGGAGGACAACGAGAGUGUCCUCAGCACGCCCAAACCCAAACUCAAGCCCUUCUUUGAGGGAAUGUCCCAUUCGAGCUCCCAGACUGAGAUUGGGAGUCUGCACAGUCAGAAGAGCCAGGCCAGGGACCUGGCCUGCAUCGGUGGAGAUCUGCUGACCCCGGACAGGGCCAAAGUCCUAAUAGGGACCAAGUAUACAGACGACAGCGCCGGAUUGGAGUCUCCUGCGGGGGACGCGGAGGAUGAGGAGACUAGGGCUGGCACAGGGCCAGGUGAGGCUAACCCCAACCCCACCCCUACCAGCUGGGACCUGAGCACGGACAAACUGCCCGGCCCAGUGGCCAAACUCUGCAAGACCGAGUCCCAGACACUCAUGUCGCCCAGUAAAACAGAGAACAAGCUGCAGAGGCGUCCUAGGAGCACGUCCAUGAAGGACCGGCAGAACUCCAAGGCACAGAGUGACAGGACUAGCAGCAUUGACAGCGAGACAUCCCCGGAAUCCAGGAUCGCUGUCCAGGUCCCCAGGAAGUCAGUGUACGACCAGCUCAACCAGAUCCUUAUCUCUGACGAGCAGCUCCCAGAGAGCAUCAUCCUCAUCAACACCACAGACUGGCAGGGCCAGUAUCUAUCUGAGAUUCUCCAUGAGCACAGCCAGCCUAUCGUGUGCACCAUCUCUGGUGCGGAUGUCCAUGCAGCCUUCAACACCAUCGUCACCAGGAUCCAGAGAUUCUGUAACUGCAAUGCCCAGACACCCCCCACCAUCAAAGUGGCGGUGGCCGGAGACCAGAGUUACCUCAGCACCAUCCUCAGGUGCUUCGUGGAGCAGCUGGCCAACAAGACGCCUGAUUGGCUCAGCUAUAUCCGCUUCCUGGUCAUCCCUGUCGGCACUCAUCCUCUGGCCAAACACAUGUCUUCGUUCGACAGCAAGUUCAACAACAUCUUCAUGGACGCCGGCUGGAGGGACUUGUUUGGCAGACUCGAGGCCCCAACAUCAGACAACAUUGAUGUGGCAGGCCGCGUUUCUCAGUACCUGGCUGGGGCCAGUGUUUCACACCAGUGUCCCAUCUCUGAGGCCAUGCUCACCUACAAACAGAAAAGGAAGAGAAGCUUAUAUUUUGAUUUUUACAUCAGCCCUGACGAGGACUCCUGUCAGAAGUUUGUGCCAUUUAUUGGGCUGGUGAAAGUGGGCAUCGUUGAGCACAACCUCUCGACCUCAAUGGACUCUGAUGAUGCUGUGAUGGGGACCAUCAAUAUGCUGGCCUCCCCUCCCCCCCAGCCGGGAACAACCUACAUGAAGGACCUGACCUGCACCCCGCCCCCCUCCCCCUCCGUCUCAGCCACCCUCGCCGGAGCUGGCUCUCCGGCGACAGGCGGGGAGGUGAUGGGGCUACAGGUGGACUACUGGACAUGUCACGGCGCCGACAAGAAGAAGGAGGGCGAGAAACGCGACGUGGGCAUCAAGAAUACCCUGAAGAGCAACUUCCGCUCGCUGCAGGUGUCCCGCAUCCCCAACGGGGGCGAGCUGACACCCCCUCCCGGCAUGGCCAUGACCGUUGUCAUGAAGGAGAAGAACAAGAAAGUGAUAUUCCUGAGUAAAAAGCCCAAGGAGAAGGAGGUGGACUCCAAGAGCCAGGUGAUCGAGGGCAUCAGCAGGCUGAUCUGCACUGCCAAACACCAGCACACCAUGCUGAGAGUGUCCAUUGACGGCGUGGAGUGGAAUGAUGUCAAGUUUUUCCAGCUGGCUGCCCAGUGGCCCACUCACGUCAAGCACUUCCCUGUUGGCAUCUUCGGCUACACCAAGCCCGCCAUGUGACAUAUCACUGCCACCUAAACCCAAGUAUGGGUAGCUGCAGCCCAAUAUGGCAACCGGAGUAUGGGCGAGUGGGUGUGUCGAAAGGAGUGGGUGAUUGGAAAGAUAAUCAGCUAAUUGAGCAGACUUGUUGCCACUCAAGACCCUUUUGCAUGGCUGAUACGAGUUCAUAAGCCGCCGACCGGUGCACCGGUUUUGUAUCGAGUUGCCUGCUGACCGGAGUUGCUUCCCACUGAGCAGCUGUGUCAAGUUGUCACCAGCGGUAGAUAACGUGCCAAUUUUCUUCUUCUCUCCUAUGAUUUUAUUUCAAGUAGGAUAGAAGCCGACACAAGAAAUAACUAAUAUUGAUAACCAUCGAGAUUUCACGUUGAUACAUGCAUACAGUCUACUCAAUGGGCAUGACAUGAAGGGCAACAACACCUGGACACAGUGUCCUUGCUCUCGCUUUCCAAGUGCUUGUCCCGGCGUGGGAAGUAGCUAAUUAGUAGCCAAUAUCAGGGUGACCGUCACAGUGAGCACAUGCAUACAAGCAAUAGUACGUCCAUCAUCAGUACUUUUAAUAAAAAAUAAACAAUCGUCAGUUUUACAACAAAAAAUCUACAAUUAUUUGUGUUUAACUACCAGCGAAAUGCGACUCAGACUCAUCCUCUGGAUGAUUCAGACUCAAGUCCAAACUCUCGCAGUACGAUAGUUGUGUGGUAAGAACCGGACUAAAACGUCUAGCCUGUAACAGAGCGCUUUCGACACACCCACUCCUUUCCACACGCCCAUUACUUUCCUUUCGGCACACCCACUCCUUUCCACACGCCCAUUACUUUCCUUUCGGCACACCCACUCCUUUCCACACGCCCAUUACUUUCCUUUCGGCACACCCACUCCUUUCCACACGCCCAUUACUUUCCUUUCGACACACCCACUCCUUUCCACACGCCAAUUACUUUCCUUUCGAACACAUCCACUCGCCUAUACGCCGGUCGACAAAUUGGGCUGCAGCUACCCCCUUCUCCUUAAACCCUGACCCCUGAACAGACUUUAUCAUCUCCCAUAGAGAGAGAUGGGCUGGUUUCCAUUCUGAAAAAGUACUCCUUUCCUUCCGUCCUUUAAAACGAACCUCAUCUCCCAUAGAGAGAAUGGGGCUGGGUUCAAUUCUGAAAAAAAUAAUUCUGUUCCCUUUGAACAGUCCUCAUCUUCCAUAGAGAGAGACAAGCUGGAAUACAUUCUGAAAAAUCACUCCCUUCCGUUCUGUCCUUUUAAUAUUUGUAUUUACUAGGUAUUGAGGCCAUCAAUAUGGUAAUGGCUCCAUGAAGUGAAGAUUAUAGGUCCUUAUAUGUUGGUUCCCAAUGUUUCAAAAUGUAAUUAUUAGAAAUACAUUUCUAAGUCUAAGUUUGAAAUGAAUCCAACUCCAAGUCAUUCAGCUCCGUGGGCUCUCCAAGUUGCCAAAGGUAGUGGGGAAGGCUGGGAGUAAUCCACCAGAUUGGAACCCAGCCCUGCUCUGACUAAGCAAAAAACGUAAACAAACCCCCUAGUCCUUUUCCUGUGGAAACUGUCCAGUUACAAACCUGUGUUCCCAGUAUAAAAUGGAUGUUGUUGUCAACGUCAAAUGUUACUGUUUUAUACACCAGCAAAAAAAGAAGGAAAAAAACAUGUUUUGUUAAAAAAUGUAUGCUGCCUUUUAAGUAUAAUAGUGUAUAUUGUGGUUAGACACUUAUAAUGGCCACCUGUAAUGGCAGCUUUGUUGGCACUUUGUUUUGUUACUAUAUUAUUAUUUCUGUGAAAUCCUAUGUGGGUAAAUGUCCUGUAUAUAAUGUAAGAGGAUUGAAGGGGUGUGUUGGUGUGUGUUCGCCGUGUGUGCCGGGAGGCAGUGUGUUACUGAUUUUUAGGGGAAAGGGUGGGAUGCUGAGAGAGGAAUUGCUGUGAAAUUUGCAGAGGAACCCCUCUUGCUAUGAAGAGACGUAUUUUGUUCUCUUUUUCUAUUGAGAAAAGUGACUUACUCAAGUUUUUGAUACACUACUUUCUAGCUAGUAUACUUGCCUUUUUGAUUUAGAAGCACAUUGUAUGGAAACAGAAUUGGGACAAUCAGUAACCAAGAAACUUGGCACUGUAUAACGAGAGACAUUCAUCAGAGAGUGGAAUGUAUCCUUAGGCGAGUUCAAUGCAAUGACUUCACUUGUGAAUUUGUGACGUGGGCCCUAGGUGCAUGCAAGAAUUUCUGGACACAAACGUGUACAGGAGAGAGAAGAGUGAGAGAAAGGGAGGGCAAAGAAAGAAGGAAACAAAUGUAUUGUUCGCAGUGCCCUGCUCUAACACACCUGAUUAGCCUACUCUCUGCAAAGGGCUCAGCAGUGCAGUUUUCAGUAAUACCCUUCCCACACUACUACUGAGAAGACCCAAGCCAAGCUGUACUGCACUGGCCUGGUUAAGCAUCCACUAUCGUUGUUGGAACUGUGUUCAAAAUGACCAUGUGGGGAAAAAACAGUUAAACAGUACAGUUUGGCUUGGUACAGUAGUGUGAAAAGGGUAGAAGAAUUCCACAGGUUGUUAAACUAUUUACCAGUGACAUUGAAGUGGUGUUCUUUUUUCUAACUUUAUCCAUUCUGAAAGACAAGAAUUCCUUUCUAUAAAACUAGCGUGCCGUAUUCAACAAUGAACUAAUUGCUGUCCACUGUUCUCUGUUUUUAUACUUUCUUUAAAGAUAGACCCACUCAUAAUGUUGAGUCAAAAAGGGCCACAGGCUUAAUUGGUUUUUAGGGAAUUGCCAGGAUUUUAAUGUCAGCAAUGUUGUUGUAUUGUGUGUUGUUUUUUCAUGAGGUGUAUUUUCUCAUAGACCUAUGAGGGAAAUAACGUCCUGUGCCUCUUCAGUCGAGGCUAUGCAGGACACCUGGAAGUCAAAGCUUCCUUCCUUAGUUAUUUUGCCUCUCUCCAUCUUUUUACCUUGUAUGUUUGUGACUUGACACGAAAAUGCAUUUCAUUUGGAUGAAAGUGUGUUUUGGAGAUUUUAAGUGUGUGUCUGUGUGUGCAUGCGCUCAGAAGGGGUACUGUGUAACCCCAUUUGUCAAUAUCAACCAUUUGAAAACUAUGGCUUCUCUUGCGAUUAGAUACUACAUGGAUAGUAUUACAUUUGAUGUAUUUUUUGUUCAUCUUCACCGUGGUAGCUGAGUAUUAACAACAGUGUAUGUUACCGUAUAUUUGACCCUUUCUUCGUGCAUUGCUGAUGGUCAAGGUGUUUCAUGUUUUUGCCUCUGAAAGGGGGAAGGUCUUCGGUCAAUGCCACUCAUUUGACUAUACAGUGUUCCACUAUUUCAUGAUACAAAUGGACACCAUAUAUACAACAGUAUAUGACCACCCCUUCAAAUUAGUGGAUUCGGCUAUUUCUGCCACACCCGUUGCUGACAGGUGUAUGAAAUCGAGCACACAGUCGAGCAAUCGCCCUAGUCAAACAUUGGCAGUAGAAUGGCCUUACUGAAGAGUUCAGUGACUUUCAACGUGGCACCGUCAUAGGAUGCCACCUUUCCAACAAGUAUUUUCCUUACAUUUCUGCCCUGCUAGAGCUGCCCCGGUCAACUGCAUAUUGAUGCCAAUGAUUUUGGAAUGAGACAUUUGACGAGCAGGUGACCACAUACUUUUGGUCAUGUAGUGUAUCUAUACAUAACUGAAACAUAAAUAUGUUCCACUACUUCAUAAUGCAUAUUUACAGUUGAAGUCAGAAGUGUCCAUACACUUAGGUUUGAGUCAUUAAAACUUGUUUUUUCAACCACUCCACAAAUGUCUUGUGAACAAACUAUAGUUUUGGCAAGUCGGUUAGGACAUCUACUUUGUGCAUGACACAAGUAAUUUUUCCAACAAUUGUUUACAGACAGAUUAUUUCACUUAUAAUUCACUGUAUCACAAUUCCAGUGGGUCAGAAGUUUACAUACACUAAGUUAACUGUGCCUUUAAACAGCUUGGAAGAUUCCAGAGAAUUAUGUCAUGGCUUUAGAAGCUUCUGAUAGGCUAAUUGACAUCAUUUGAGUCCAUUGGAGGUGUACCUGUGGAUGUAUUUCAAGGUCUACCUUCAAACACUGUGCCUCUUUGCCUGACAUCAUGGGAAAAUUAAAAGAAAUCAGCUAAGACCUCAGAAAACAAAUUGUAGACCUCCACAAGUCUGGUUCAUCCUUGGGAGCAGUUUCCAAAUGACUGAAGGUACCACGUUCAUCUGUACAAACAAUAGUACGCUAGUAUAAACACCAUGCGACCACGAAAAGUGCAAAUCAAUUGCAGAACAACAGCAAAGGACCUUGUAAAGAUGCUGGAGGAAACAGGUACAAAAGUAUCUAUAUCCACAGUAAAACAAAGUCCUAUAUCGACAAGGAAACCACUGCUCCAAAACUGCCAUAAAAAAAGCCAGACUACAGUUUGCAACUGCACAGGGGGACAAAGAUUGUACUUUUUGGAGAAAUGUCCUCUGGUCUGAUGAAACAACAAUAUAAUUGUUUGACCAUAAUGACCAUUGUUAUGUUUGGAGGGUAAAGGGGGAGACUUGCAAGCCAAAGAACACCAUCCCAACCGUGAAGCACAGGGGUGGCAGCAUCAUGUUGUAGGGGUGCUUUGCUGCAGGGGAGACUGGUGCACUUCACAAAAUAGAUGGCACAUUGAGGAAGGUAAAUUAUGUGGAUAUAUUGAAGCAACAUCUCAAGUUAUCAGUCUGGAAGUUAAAGCUUGGUCGCAAAUGGGUCUUCCAAAUGGACAAUGACCCCAAGCAUACUUCCAAAGUUGUGGCAAAAUGGCUUAAGGACAACAAAGUCAUUGUAUUGGAGUGGCCAUCACAAAGCCCUGAUCUCAAUCCUAUAGAAAUUUUGUGGGCAGAACUGAAAAAGCGUGUGCGAGCAAGGAGGCCUACAAACCUGACUCAGUUACACCAGCUCUGCCAGGGGGAAUGGGCCAAAAUUCACUCAACUUAUUGUGGGAAGAUUGUGAAAGGCUACCCAAAACGUUUGACCCAAGUUAAACCAUUUAAAGGCAAUGCUACCAAAUACUAAUUGUUUGUGUAAACUUCUGACACACUGGGACUGUGAUGAAAGAAUAAAAUAUUAAGUAAAUCAUUCUCUCCUAUUAUUCUGACAUUUCACAUUCUUAAAAUAAAGUGGUGAUCUUAUCCGACCUAAGACAGGGAAUUUUUACUAGGAUUAAAUGUCAGGAAUUGUGAAAAACUUAGUUUAAAUGUAUUUGGCUAAGGUGUAUGUAAACGUCUGACUUCAACUGUAUAUUAUAGCACUACUUUUGGGAAGUCAAGCGGCACCAAGUAAUACCAAGAAAAACUGGACAGUCAAAUAACUCCAACAUUGAGCUUUACAGCUCUUUUAAGUAUAGUUCAAGUUUGCUGAUGUUUUUGCACAAACAUUAUUUUAAAUGAUGUGACAGACAGUGUUCUUUCUUUUUAAAUGAACCACUAAAGAAAACAAGGUAGAAGCUCUUGUUUUUAUGAUGUCGGUAUGUCUUUUUUUUCAUAUCAGUUUUAGUUUAUUGUUAUAUUUUUGUUUUUAUUUCAAUCUUACUCUUUAUUAAGUUUUUGUAUGGCCAUUUUAUGAUUCUAACCCUUUUUAAGAAAAGAGUUGAGCUCUUUUGUAUAAAAAAAAUGAUGUUUGGAAAUUGGGUUUUGAAGUGUUGUAAGUGAAAACAGACUAUUAAAGGAGUGUUGAGAGAA
Oncorhynchus keta (chum salmon) is the source of this 8681-nucleotide messenger RNA. RefSeq names its product phosphofurin acidic cluster sorting protein 2-like. Lineage: Eukaryota; Metazoa; Chordata; Actinopteri; Salmoniformes; Salmonidae. The transcript has 25 exons. Gene Ontology annotation, biological process: protein localization to plasma membrane. Bases 152 to 3004 code for a protein of 950 amino acids. The record is from RefSeq and is a predicted model, not a curated record. Gene Ontology annotation, molecular function: transmembrane transporter binding.